AUGCAGGAAUCCCCAGAGCCAAGACAUGAAUUUUCGGUGAGUCAACGAGUACAUGCAUUUGGUGAUCCUCGUCGAGUCGGUACAGUUAAGUAUGUGGGACCUGUAGAAGGUUAUUCUGACACUUGGGUUGGAGUUGACUGGGACAACGGAGAAGGCAAACAUGAUGGAUCCAUCAAUGGUGUCCGCUACUUCUGUACUAAGUCAGAAAGAUCAGGGUCAUUUGUUCGUGCCCACAAUCUGAACCAAGGGAUUUCAUUGCUGGAAGCUCUUGAUCGUAGAUAUAAAAGUGACUCUACAAAAGAUGAAGAGGAUGAAAUGUAUGUUCUUUCAACAAGCAACCAGCGAGUAUCUGUUCAACUUUUGGGUAAAGAUAAGAUUCAAGAUAAGCUAAGAAGAUUUGAGGAAUUAACCACAGCAUCAUUGUCAUAUAUGGGCAUUAGUUCCCCUGGAAUCCCUUCUCACAUUAAUAACACAGUGCCAAAUAUAGAAGAACUUGACCUGACUGGGAACCUUCUUUCGGAGUGGAAGGAUGUUGGCACAAUUUGUGAGCAGUUGUCUGCUCUGAGAACAUUAAAUUUAUCUAACAAUUUAAUGUCACCAUAUAAAUCGGAGCUUCCAAUACUGAAAAGCAUCCAAGUUCUGGUUCUAAAUAAUACUGGUGUAGAUUGGGAGCAGGUUGAGCUGCUUAGACAAUCAUUAACAACAAUUGAAGAGCUACAUAUAAUGGGAAACAAUAUAAGCAGAAUACUGCCUGGGUCAUCCUCUAUGGUUCAGGGAUUUGAUUAUCUGCGGCUAUUGAAUUUGGAAGACAACUGUAUAGAUGAAUGGGAUGAAAUCAUGAAGCUUUCUCAUCUAAGAUGUUUGGAGAAGCUUUAUUUAAACAAGAAUUGCUUGAAUACUCUCUUUUAUCCUGAUAAUGAUGGGCAGUAUGAAUCCGAAGAUGUCAGGCUUUCUGAGAACCCAAUUACUGAUUCUAGAAAAGGUGGGGUUUCAAGAUUUGUUUUGAUUGCUCGUUUAGCAAAACUUCAGAUAUUAAAUGGAAGUGAGGUUACUCCUCGUGAAAGGAAGGACUCUGAGAUUAGGUAUGUUCGGUUCGUGAUCUCUAGGUUGCAUACUAGUCCUGAAGAAAUCAAACAGCAUCCCAGGUUGUACGAGCUCAAGAAGAUUCAUGGAAUUGAGGAUGAAAGACCUUCAAUUGGAGCUACUGCCCCUCAAACAAUCAGCUCAGGAUUAUUGUGUAUGGACUACGGAUCUAUCACUUUGAAUUGUGUUGGAGCAUCCAUGGGUGAGAAGCCACCAUUGACAAAGAAGCUGCCAGCAACAACUACAGUUAAACAUCGAUUUUACUCUAGUAAUGUUUAG
Messenger RNA from Sphenostylis stenocarpa, 1362 nucleotides. The record is from the annotation of a GenBank genome assembly. NCBI's taxonomy places the organism in Eukaryota, Viridiplantae, Streptophyta, Magnoliopsida, Fabales, Fabaceae.